ACCCUCUCUCCCACCAUGAUGUUGGGUUGCCAGUUGCCCAGAGCCUCUUGGGGCUCUGGUUUGGGAAGAGCAUACCAAUUACCAGAUAAACAUAUCCCCUUCCUGAUCCACUGGAAUUGGCCUCUUAAAGGAGCAUGUCCCUUUGGGCCCCCUAGGACCUUUGCACGUCACCAUGGAAGCUCAGUGGACAGUACUCCCUCACCAGGGAGGCAUGGGCAGCUGUUCCGGAGUGUCUCUGCAGCUGAAGCAAUUCAGAAGCACCGGCGUAACCUGGCUGAAUGGUUCAUCCGGCUCCCCAGAGAGGAGCGCCAGUUUGGCCCAACUUUUGCACUAGACACGGUCCACGUGGACCCUGUGAUUCGAGAGAGCAACACUGACGAACUGCUUCGCCCUUCUGCAGAGCUGGCCCGGCAAUAUCAGCUGCCCCAGCCUGCGCUCCCACCUCUGGCCUUGUCUCAGCUCUUUGGCCCAGAUGCCUGUGGGCGCCGGGUACAGACGGUGGUUCUGUACGGGACUGUGGGCACAGGCAAGAGCACACUGGUGCGCAAGAUGGUCCUAGACUGGUGUCACGGGCGCCUGCCAGCCUUUGAGCUGCUCAUCCCCUUUUCCUGCGAGGACCUGUCAUCCCUGGGCACCACCCCAGCCUCUUUGUACCAGCUAGUGGGCCAGCGCUACUCACCCCUGAAAGAGGUUCUGCCUCUGAUGGCUGCAGCCGGGACCCGCCUGCUCUUUGUGCUCCAUGGCUUGGAGCGUCUCAACCUUGACUUCCGGCUGGCUGGCACCGGGCUUUGCAGUGACCCUGAGGAGCCAAAAGCACCAGCUGCCAUCAUGGUCAACCUGCUGCGCAAAUACAUGCUGCCUGAGGCCAGCAUUCUGGUGACCACCCGGCCCUCUGCCAUCGGCCGAAUCCCCAGCAAGUACGUGGGCCGCUACGGUGAGAUCUGUGGCUUCUCUGAUACCAACCUGCAGAAGCUCUACUUCCAGCUCCGCCUCAACCAGCCUGAUUGUGGGCUCAGUGCCGGGGGCAUUGGCGUCUCGGCCACCUCUGCCCAACACGACAACAUGGUACAGAUGCUCUCCCGGAACCUGGAGGGGCACCAUCAGAUUGCUGCAGCCUGCUUCCUGCCCUCCUAUUGCUGGCUCGUCUGUGCCACCUUGCACUUCUUACAUGCCCCCACGCCAGCCAGCCAGACACUCACAAGCAUCUACACCAGCUUCCUGCGCCUCAACUUCAGUGGGGAAACGCUGGACAGCACUGACCCUUCCAAAGUGUCUCUCAUGGCCUAUGCAGCCCGCACCCUGGGCAAGUUGGCCCAUAAAGGGGUGACCUCUCGGAAGACUUACUUCUCUGAAGAGGAUGUCCGUGGGUGCCUGGAGGCUGGCAUCAAGUCGGAAGAGGAGUUUCAGCUGCUUCAUGUCUUCCGUCGAGAUGCCCUGAGGUUUUUUCUGGCCCCUUGUGUGGAGCCAGGGCACCCAGGCACCUUCGUGUUUACUGUGCCCGCCAUGCAGGAAUACCUGGCUGCCCUCUACAUUGUGCUGGGCUUGCAUAAGACGACCCUGCAGAGGGUGGGCAAGGAUGUGGCCGAGCUCGUGGGCCGGGUCGGGGAGGACGUCAGCCUGGUGCUGGGCAUCUUGGCCAAGCUGCUGCCCCUACGGAUUCUGCCUCUGCUCUUCAACUUGCUCAAGGUAAUAGCCCCGGCGCCCUGCCCUUGUUCCUCCCCUUGUCAGAUCCGAGGACAUCAGCCCCCCUAG
Molecule: messenger RNA, 1752 nt
Organism: Elephantulus edwardii (Cape elephant shrew)
Lineage: Eukaryota; Metazoa; Chordata; Mammalia; Macroscelidea; Macroscelididae
Product: NLR family member X1-like
Exons: 5
Coding region: 16-1752 (578 amino acids)
Cellular component (GO): cytoplasm
Source: RefSeq, a predicted model, not a curated record